Rhinolophus ferrumequinum (greater horseshoe bat) is the source of this 1878-nucleotide messenger RNA. It is a transcript of the gene DOHH, whose product is annotated as deoxyhypusine hydroxylase. Bases 528 to 1439 code for a protein of 303 amino acids. NCBI's taxonomy places the organism in Eukaryota, Metazoa, Chordata, Mammalia, Chiroptera, Rhinolophidae. Gene Ontology annotation, molecular function: deoxyhypusine monooxygenase activity. The record is from RefSeq and is a predicted model, not a curated record. The transcript is spliced from 6 exons. Gene Ontology annotation, biological process: peptidyl-hypusine biosynthetic process.
GGAGGCCGCAGAGAAUCUGUUCUAGUGCCUUCUCCCUUUCCUGAGGAAUGCCCUUAGACUUACCCUGGUGAGGAAGUGUGAGCUAUGGUACCGGUGCCGACUGGCGCUCCUGGGCCUCCUCCCGCUGAGGAACCUUUGAUGGCACUUCCCCCCUGAGCGCUGCGUUGGUGCAAUCCGGCCAGCUCACGUGGUCAGCAAGAUGGCAGCCCCCAGAGCUCAUCGCGAGCGUCGCGGCUGGUGAAGCGGCGGCGGCGACAUAUCCUGGCCCGUCCUGCGUUUCGCGAGUUCGUUCAGGCGUUCCGGCGGCGGGGAGCACGGUUAGCCUAUUCAUUGUGUAAGGGGGCCUUACAGAGCACUGAUACCAAGAGGUGGGGGCCAUUGGGGGCCAUCUUGAGGACCAGUUACUACAGUCCCUCUGGCUGCUUUGUGGAGAGCAGAACAGUGGAGGUCAUUGCUGAUGUAUAGGCCAAAGGCCAGAAAGGGUUCUUGUGCUGGAGAGAGGCUGUGGAAGGAAACAGGCAGGCGCCAUGGUAACGGAGCAGGAGGUGGAGGCCAUUGGGCAGACGCUGGUAGACCCCCAGCAACCCCUGCAGGCCCGCUUCCGGGCGCUCUUCACACUUAGAGGGCUCGGCGGCCCAGCCGCCAUCACCUGGAUCAGCCAGGCCUUCAGUGAUGACUCCGCCCUGCUCAAGCACGAGCUGGCCUAUUGCCUGGGCCAGAUGCAGGAUCGCCGGGCCAUCCCUGUGCUGGUGGAUGUGCUGCGUGACACCUGCCAGGAGCCCAUGGUGCGCCAUGAGGCAGGGGAGGCCCUGGGGGCUAUCGGGGACCCGGAAGUUCUGGAGAUCCUGAAGCAGUACUCCACCGACCCUGUCGUGGAGGUGGCUGAGACGUGCCAGCUGGCCCUCCGGCGGCUGCAGUGGCUGCAGCAACUGAAUGGGGAGCCGGCCGCAGCCGGGCCCUACCUCUCGGUGGAUCCGGCCCCACCAGCCGAGGAGCACGACGUGGGGCGGCUGAGGGAGGCACUGCUGGACGAGGCCCGGCCACUUUUCGACCGAUACCGAGCCAUGUUCGCCCUGCGUGAUGCGGGUAGUGAGGAGGCUGCCCUGGCGCUGGCUGAGGGCCUGCGCUGUGGCAGUGCCCUUUUCCGCCAUGAGAUCGGCUACGUCCUGGGCCAGCUGCAGCAUGAGGCGGCAGUGCCCCAGCUGGUGGCUGCCCUGGCCCAGCGAACCGAGAACCCCAUGGUGCGACAUGAGUGUGCGGAGGCCCUGGGAGCGAUUGCCCGGCCCGCCUGCCUGGCCGCGCUGCGGGCCCAUGUGGCCGACCCUGAGCGCGUGGUGCGGGAGAGCUGCGAGGUGGCCUUGGACAUGUAUGAGUAUGAGACGGGGCCGGCCUUCCAGUACGCCAAUGGGCUGGAGCAGCUGCGUCCGUCCGUCUCCUAGAGCCACUGACCGCCUAGCCCGGGGCCUCUCCCCUGCGGGACUGGGCACGGGAACCAUGAAUCGUGUGGGUGUGAAUCGGAUCUCACUUUCCUGGCUCCCUGGAUCUGUCUGCUUAGUGGGAUCACGGCCACUUUUGCAUCUUGAGUUCCCCUGGGGCCAGGCUGAGGUCUCUGCUGUCCCUCCCUCAAGGGGCCUAGCAGAGGGCUGCAGUACAUGGGGCGGGACGUCAGUGUGGGAGGGAGGGCAUGCAGGGGCGGGGCUGUGCUCUGGGGAGCUUCUGAGGGGCUGCAGGGAAAGGCACUGUGGGGACACCUGUCCCGGGGGCCUGGGCAGGGUGGCGAGGUGGUCCCUCGGUGGGCUGGGCUAGGGACUCAGCCUGGAGAGGGACGAGCAGGCCCCUGGUCAUUGCUUACGUGGAACAUUAAAUUAUGUUUGCCAA